Molecule: messenger RNA, 841 nt
Organism: Lates calcarifer (barramundi perch)
Lineage: Eukaryota; Metazoa; Chordata; Actinopteri; Centropomidae
Gene: cetn4
Product: centrin 4
Exons: 5
Coding region: 144-668 (174 amino acids)
Biological process (GO): nucleotide-excision repair; centriole replication; mitotic cell cycle
Cellular component (GO): centrosome; centriole
Molecular function (GO): calcium ion binding
Source: RefSeq, a predicted model, not a curated record
AGCUUUCCUGGUACAAGCAUUCAUUUAAAUGGUAAACCUUCAUAUAAAUGUCUAGUUUGAAUCUGCAGAAUUAUCUGCAGAAUUGUGGGAUUUGCCGUUAUCAGCCGUUGAAAACGCGUUUCUGUUUGGUUUAGUGGAGCAGCAUGGAAGCUAAGGCUUCAAACUACCGAAAACCAAUUCCCUCAGCCAGCCAGAGGAAAAAGACAGGUCCGAAAAUCGAACUGACUGAGGAGCAAAAGCAAGAAAUUAAGGAGGCUUUUGAUCUGUUUGACACAGAUGGCACUGGAACAAUAGACGUGAAGGAGCUAAAGGUUGCCAUGAGAGCUCUUGGGUUUGAGCCAAAGAAAGAAGAAAUCAAGAAGAUGAUUGCAGACAUUGAUAGGGAAGGCUCUGGAACAAUUGACUUCAAUGACUUUCUCAGUAUGAUGACACUGAAAAUGAGUGAAAAGGACUCCAAAGAGGAAAUAAUGAAGGCUUUCCGGCUGUUUGACGACGACUGCACAGGAAAAAUCUCAUUUAAAAAUCUCAAGAGAGUUGCCAAGGAGCUGGGUGAAAACCUCACAGAUGAGGAGUUACAGGAAAUGAUUGACGAAGCAGACCGCGAUGGAGACGGUGAGGUCAAUGAGCAGGAGUUCUUGAGGAUAAUGAAGAAGACCAAUCUUUACUGAAGCUGAGUGUUACAGUCUUGUUCCUGGGACCUUUUAAAAGACUGACAUUUGAUUUUCAUCAGAACAGUUUUUACAGUAGCUUUUUGAGACUUGGUUUGUAAAUAAAUAUUUUCACAUUGUAUCUUUGCACAAAACUUUCUACAAUGCAAGUCAAAUAAAUAUAUUUCAUCAUA